AUGUUCACAAGAAUCAGUAGGACUCCAUUCAUAAGAUUUCUAGAAGGCAAAUUGUUAUUCAUCGGGAGAGGUGAGCACUUUUUUCCAUGUGCUCAAUUCAUCUUCUUCUUCUUCUUUGGGUGUUCUCUUUUUUUUCCAUUGCCAUUUCAUUUCACUUCUAUUGUAAAAGACCUUCCAGUUUUUCAUUUCCUUCCUCACUUCCGCCGCUUUCUUCAACAAAUUCAGACAACUCUACAAAACUACGAAAAUGAGCUCAAAUCUCAAGACUUCCAAGGUCUCAUUUCGGUCUCCUUGACCAAUUUCGUCGGACAACGACCAAAGAGUCCAAAGCCAAGAAAGAGUCCAUCUCCACGCGUGAGCCCAAUGGCCAGCCCACGAAUGAAGAAGAAGUAA
This is a messenger RNA of Caenorhabditis briggsae, 393 nucleotides long. NCBI's taxonomy places the organism in Eukaryota, Metazoa, Nematoda, Chromadorea, Rhabditida, Rhabditidae. The transcript is spliced from 4 exons. The record is from RefSeq and is a predicted model, not a curated record. The coding region runs from base 1 to 393 and encodes 130 amino acids.